Molecule: messenger RNA, 351 nt
Organism: Clunio marinus
Lineage: Eukaryota; Metazoa; Arthropoda; Insecta; Diptera; Chironomidae
Source: the annotation of a GenBank genome assembly
AUGAAUUACUUACUGAAGAGUUACGAACAGCCAUUUAAUGAGGUCAAAGGUCCAACGACAUUCAACACAUUCGUUAGCAAACCCGAUGCACAUCUCGCAUCCCAUUGCAAUUCAGUUGUUAAUCAUGACAACAAAAGAUUAGAUUUCGAUUGUACUUUUUUUCUCUGCAAUUUGAACGCAUUGCAUUUAUGGUUUAACACUCAGAACGCAGUAUUCCGCGUUCUGAUUCCUGCAGAUGAGCAAAGGAAUAUAAAGCCUUGUCAUUCAUUCGGUGGACAGUUUAAAAAAUAUUUUGGAAUAAACAGAAAGCAAGCAGCAAGCCAAAACAUGAAAUUUUCAUCCUAUUAUUAA